Molecule: messenger RNA, 2053 nt
Organism: Marchantia polymorpha subsp. ruderalis
Lineage: Eukaryota; Viridiplantae; Streptophyta; Marchantiopsida; Marchantiales; Marchantiaceae
Source: the annotation of a GenBank genome assembly
AAAUCUUUUCAUCAUAUUUGGAGGUUCGGUAGUAGGUAUUGGUUAUUUAAGGGCCAGAGCAGGGCACUUUGGAGGUGUCAGUCCCACAUAUGCAAUGUGACCAGCAGCGACUUGUGAUUAGCGAGAGAAAAUUUGCGAGCGUCGUCGUUCCGGACGGAGAGACGCCAGUUCGUGCCCUUUUUCUUGUUUACCUGGCGACGAUAGUGCUCGAGAGAGAAGGGCUUCCUCUGAGCUCGCGUGGGGAGAACGAAUUGGACUCUGUUGUGCUGGGGCGGUGAUUUCGGAGUGGGUGCCGGACGUUCACGGUGAAGAGAUAUCGGGGUUCUCGUUGCUGGAUAGAUUUGCGCACAAUUGAGGAGCUUUUGCUGAGUUGAAAAAUGUGGAAGCAUCGAAGAGUGAUCGCUGGAGCGAAAGCAUAGUGAUGAGUUGUGGGAAGUGGAGUGAUUUUGAUUAGGGUUGAAGAGGGCAAGUGUGGGGGCUCGGGAACCCUAGUGGGCCUUUGGAAGGAAUGCAAACAGAAGCAGCAACAUCAGGGGAAACCAGGAUUCAUGCGGAGGUUGGAGGAUUGGUUGGGCAGAGAGUUGCGGCAACAUUGGCAUCCACCGUGGCGUCAGGAGAAUCCUCGCGAGCUCCCGAUGAAGGGGCAGUCGGAAGCAGCACUCCAACGAUAGCUGAAGCCACAGCUUCUGCCCAUCAGACCAUGCGCCAGACCCAGAUAGGCACCGGGAGUCAGCUGUUAGCGGGGGGUGUCGCGGGCGCCGUCAGCAAAACUUGCACAGCCCCCCUAGCCCGUCUGACAAUCCUGUUUCAGGUACAAGGCAUGAAUGCGAAUGGGGAAAAGUUAAGUCGUCCGCGGAUUCUUAAAGAAGCUUCGAGGAUAGUCCGCGAAGAAGGAUUCAGAGCUUUUUGGAAAGGGAAUGGAGUAACUAUUGUUCAUCGACUGCCAUAUUCAUCUGUCAACUUUUUUGCGUAUGAGAAAUAUAAGAUGUACCUGAGAAGCAUGCUUGGUAUCGAAGGAAAACAAGAGAGCUUAGGAGUUGGUAUGGGGACAAGGCUCGUAGCUGGCGGAGCAGCGGGUAUAACUGCAGCAUCUUUGACCUACCCCUUGGAUCUAGUCCGAACGCGCUUGGCUGCUCAGACAAAUUCGAUGUAUUAUAAGGGCAUCUCGCAUGCUUUGACGACUAUAUAUAAGGAGGAGGGCGUAAGGGGACUUUACAAAGGCCUUGGCCCUACUCUAAUGGGUGUUGGUCCAAAUAUUGCGAUCAACUUUUGUGUUUACGAGACCUUGAAAUCUCUAUGGCUCCAGAGGAGGCCAGAGUCGUCUCCAGUCAUGGUCAGUCUAGGUUGUGGGAGCCUGGCAGGGAUCUGCUCGUCAACAGCAACUUUUCCUAUCGACCUUGUAAGGAGAAGAAUGCAACUUGAAGGUGCAGGCGGAAAAGCUCCUGUAUAUAAGGAUGGGCUUCCUGGCACGUUCGGUCACAUCGUCAGAGUUGAAGGGUGGUUCGGUCUCUACAGGGGUAUUGUGCCGGAGUAUUACAAAGUUAUCCCAAGCGUGGGGAUCGUAUUUAUGACUUACGAGUUCAUAAAGCGAAUUUUGCACCCUGACUUUUGGGAAUAAAUCUUAGCAUAGGAGACCAACUUUUGUAACCGACUACUGAUAUCAACAUUUAUACGCGAUUUAGAGCAUGUAGAAUGAGAUCAAUAUGCCUAAGUUCUCAUGAAAUACAGGUCUAGGCUUUGGUGACGCACUCAAUUAUGUGUUGCGUCUAGCACUCUCAGUCACGUCAUUCACCCAAAAUCCCUUUUUCAGUAGUGUUUGAAGAGGUAGUAGUGGACGCUUGUCAAUCAUCAUCGUCCUUCAGAUUACGUUAAGCAUAUCUACCUUAGGUAGUACCUUCAUCGCACCCUUUUAUAGUCAUUCGAUGGUUUCUAUAGGACUUGGUCAGCCUCCUAAGCAAGUUUGUUGCUACGAAAGUCGGCUACAUUUUGGACGGUUACCAGGUGAAUUUUUGUCUCCGUAGGAAAGUUUGAAGUGGUCAACCUUUACUUCUCG